CUAGCAAAUAAACCAGCAGCUGCUGGUCCAUGAACCAAGUUGCCACCGGGAACAGGGCACUGUAUGCAUGGUACAGGAUGCUUUCAUGGAGUCCUUCAGCAGCACAACUGGGGGCUUUCAGUGCAAAAUAUACCUCCUUCUCUUAGCAGGUGCCUGCUCGGGGCUGAAAGUGACAGUGCCCUCACACACCGUUCAUGGCAUCAGGGGUCAGGCCCUCUACCUCCCCGUGCACUAUGGAUUCCACACUCCAGCAUCGGACAUCCAGAUCAUAUGGCUGUUUGAGAGACCCCACACGAUGCCCAAAUACUUACUGGGCUCCGUGAACAAGUCUGUGGUUCCUGACUUGGAAUACCAACACAAGUUCACCAUGAUGCCGCCCAAUGCAUCUCUGCUCAUCAAUCCAUUGCAGUUCACUGAUGAAGGCAAUUACAUCGUGAAGGUCAACAUUCAGGGAAAUGGAACUCUAUCAGCUAGUCAGAAGAUACAAGUGACCGUUGAUGAUCCUGUCACAAAACCAGUGGUACAGACUCAGCCUUCCUCUGGAGCUGUGGAGUAUGUGGGGAACAUGACCCUGACAUGCCUCGUGGAAGGGGGCACCCGGCUGGUUUACCAGUGGCUAAAAAAUGAAAGGCCUGUCCACACCAGCUCCACCACCUCCUUUUCUCUGCAAAACAAUACCCUUCAUAUUGCUCCAGUGACCAAAGAAGAUAUUGGGAAUUACAGUUGCCUGGUGAAAAAUCCUGUCAGUGAGAUGGAAAGUGACAUCAUUAUGCCUACCAUAUAUUAUGGACCUUAUGGACUUCGAGUUAAUUCUGACAAAGGGCUAAAAGUAGGGGAAGUGUUCACUGUUGACAUUGGAGAGGCCAUCCUGUUUUAUUGUUCUGCUGAUUCUUAUCCCCCCAACACCUACUCCUGGAUCCGGAGGACUGACAAUACAACAUAUGUCAUUAAACAUGGGCCUCGCUUGGAAGUUGCAUCUGAGAAAGUAGCCCAGAAGACAACUGACUAUGUGUGCUGUGCUUACAACAAUGUAACUGGACGGCGAGAUGAAGCUCAUUUCACAGUCAUCAUCACUUCUGUAGGACUGGAGAAGCUUUCACAAAAAGGGAAAUCAUUGUCCCCUUUAGCAAGUAUAACUGGAAUAUCACUCUUUUUGAUUAUAUCCAUGUGUCUUCUCUUCCUAUGGAAAAAAUAUCAACCCUACAAAGUUAUAAAACAGAAGAUAGAAGGCAGGCCAGAAACAGAAUACAGGAAAGCUCAAACAUUUUCAGGCCAUGAAGAUGCUCUGGAUGACUUCGGGAUAUAUGAAUUUGUUGCUUUUCCAGAUGCUUCUGGUGUUCCCAGGAUGCCAAGUAGGUCUGUUCCAACCUCUGAUGGUGUAUCAGGACAAGAUUUGCACAGUACAAUUUACGAAGUCAUUCAGCACAUCCCUGCCCAACAGCAUGACCGUGCAGAAUUCAAAGCAGUCUACUCUCACGUGAACAGAAACACAGCAUGGACUGGCCUCACACCCAGAGAGGAUAAAAUCUGAGCUGAGGCCAAAGCCAGGAAACUACUUAUCCAGUUAACUUCAGGGCUGACACUAAGGAGUUGCCCUCCCUUCCCAGCCACUGAGAAACUAAGCCUACAGCCGUUUGAAAUAAUGAAAUGAACUUCCCUUUUUUGUGCUAUAGCUGCCUGCAGGCAUAACUGCCACAAAUCAUCUUCCAUCAUUUCUUUAUUUGCCAUUUAUUGACUUUGAAAAGAACAUCAAUAACCACACACAGGAACUUCCCCUCUGGCAAAAGAGACAGUCUAGUGAAGUAAUUCAUGCAUACCUCUGGAUAAAUACCAAAAAUAACAACUAGCAGUGGAUGAAUGCAUGGGAAAUCAUCUUGGGGGAGGAGACCCACUCCUGGGGGUGACUAUGCAGUCAUUUAAGGGCUAAGUGGCAGGACACCUCAGAGAACCCCAUCAGUGCAUUGCUUCUUUGACCCAGGGAGCCUGGAGAAAAGGGAGUCAGGUAAAUUAGGAGCAGACCUUGACAGAGCUGGGAAUUUCUGGUUUGAAAAGAAAAGAAAAUGUUUCCAAGAAUUUUAUUAUUAGUGCACCUGGGUGUCUGAGUUGGUUUAGCGUCCUACUUUUGAUUUUGUCUCAGGUCAUGAUCUCAGGGGCCUGGGAAGGAGCCCCAGGUAGGGCUCCCUGCUCAGAGCCUCAGAGUCUGCUUGUCCCUCUUCCUCCCUCUGUCCCCUCCCCCUUGUGCCACUCUCUCUCAAAUAAAUAAAAUCUUAGAAGAAUUAUAUUAUUAAUCUAGUAGAACACAAGAGUGAAAUAUUAUUCCAUGACAGUUAAAAAAAAACACCUCUCUAAAAUGAUACUUAACUCUCUACUUCUGGAAUAGAAAAUUAAGGGAUUUGUUGUUGUUGUUGUUGUUAAAUGUAAGGAAUAGAAUUUUGAGAGUAUGUCUGCUUCCCAAUUUUAAGAUAAUAUCCAAUUAAGAAUUUUAUCCUAUUUAAGUUUGUAUGUUUUUCUAUAUGUCAUUUAUUCUGCAUUAUCUGUUUUUUAUUUAGAACAUAAACAAACCAAAUGAAAACUUGCGGUUUAUCGUUUAAAGCCUCCAAUAAUAAAAUAAAUGCUGAUUUAUUUAUAAAGCUGUAGAAUAUGACAGCUAUAAUUUCAGAACACAAAAUAAAGUGAUCAAGUUGCAUGUAAAACAAAACAAAAACAUGAUUCUUUAAGUAAACAAAGAAAAGCACUCUCUGAAACUAGACUGCUUUCAGAUAGGAGUAAUAUCUUUAGAAUUUCUUGGGAAUUUAAGACUUUAUUUUAGAAAUAAACUUGGAAGGUUGAAAAUAAAGCAGAAAUGUUAUUUUUUAAGCACAUAAAGGACUAUUCAAAACUGCUUUUGAGGACAUGCUCCCUCAAGGGGCAGCAACCUGAGAACCCCAGUUUCCACCAUUGGCCCUGGUCCUCUGUCUCCAUUGCUUCAGCUCGCCUCUUUCCCUGUCCUUCUAGUCUUUCUUUGCUUCCCUGCCUGUGUCUUUGUCUUCCAAGGACUCUCUCUUCCUUUACCUCCAUCCUUCAAUAUCUGCCCUCUCUCAAUCUUUCCUUCUUUUUUCUUCUCUCCCUGGAAGACAAUCUCCCUUCCCUCUAAAAUCUCUUAAAAUUUUCCUUUUUGCACUUAUUUUAUUUACAGUCAAUCUACAAACCAUUUCCAGAACAUUAUUUGCUAGAGAUAGAAAUUAAGUAAGUCUGAGUCUUUUAAGAAUUCCAUAGUUUAGCGGGCUCUUGUUUGCUUAUUAUAACUAAAGACUAGAGGUCCUUGGUAGAAUAACUAUUCCUCAAUAAUUAAAUAUUCCCUAAACAUGCAGAGGCCAUUUUUCUCUCCUGAUUGCCUAUGGCUUUAUUCUUUAAGUCCAGUUAAACUCAAAGAUCAAUUUUAUGAAUAAUGCAAUAUUACAGGUGGCUAAUGAAUAUCUCUCCUCCCUGCUUCCCAAAGUGAAUGUGCAAGCUCUGGGUAAAGAAUAAUAACUUUCUGCUUUCUUGUACCUCUGUUUGACAGUUGUUUCUGAGAUAGGAAAGACAGCCAAAAUAUUAUUUUCUUUGGCCCUUAGACUAUUCUAACAGUGUUGUUUUCAUUACUGCAUGUGUCUGUUACUUAAUUGGACUGCUGUUUAACAAAUUGGUAAGUUGACCUGUUUUCAUAUUUUAGUACUCUGCUCAGUUAUUUGGUUAUUGAACUUAUGGCCACGUUUAUUUAAAUGCUAUCUGUUGACCUCAUUAAAUGCUCCUGGCAUUUAAUGUUUGUUUUGAACCUGUGACUGGCUGUUAGCAUCUUAAAAUCAGGACAUUGGAGUAAGUAAACCUUUACUUUCAAAAGGAAAUUAUCUACAGAAUUUAGUGAUUGCUUAUUCUUUAUACUUAUUGGUUUAUAAAAGUAAUUUUCUUGAACUAGUUCAAAACAUUCCUAUUUUUUGCAGCUAUUGAAAGGAAUAAAAGAAUUUAAGGUUCUUCUACCUGUGGAACUGGAAAUUUGUAGAAUAUUUUACAUAUCUUGUAACAUCUCUUUGCCAGGUGAGCAUUCAUGGGUAAAGCAGUGCAUUGGAGUGAAAUAAUGAAGGAACAUCUUGAGGAAAAACAGUAGAAAUGUAUAUUCAUCUGGAAUCAGUGAAGAAAUCAAGCCCAAUACCUCUUGCUCAUUACUCCUUUUAAAUGCAGAAUAGGGUCAUUUAUAAAAAUUGUACUGAAGGUUUUCCAGCAUACACACAAUGCAUUGUGCUAUAGAGGAACAUGGUGGGGAAGUAGUCCUCAGUGGACAGUCUUUAUCAUAGUGACUUGAGAGGAAAAAAAAAAAAAGACGGGAUUUUCCAAUUACUCUUUUCAUAUCAAGUUUCUC
Molecule: messenger RNA, 4375 nt
Organism: Ailuropoda melanoleuca (giant panda)
Lineage: Eukaryota; Metazoa; Chordata; Mammalia; Carnivora; Ursidae
Gene: HEPACAM2
Product: HEPACAM family member 2
Exons: 10
Coding region: 68-1531 (487 amino acids)
Biological process (GO): centrosome cycle
Cellular component (GO): midbody; spindle; Golgi apparatus
Source: RefSeq, a predicted model, not a curated record